AAAUAGAGCCUGUAAGUGAGAUGCUGCACUCAGUCACAGGGGCACAAGAUUCCUCAUGCCAGAUGCAGACAUAUGCCACUUCUUAUCUCCCAGUUGCCUUUCCCAUCAACGCUGAUGAUGAUGAUGAUAAGAUCGUGGGAGGCUACACCUGUGCAGCGAACUCUGUCCCCUAUCAGGUGUCCCUGAAUGUUGGGUAUCACUUCUGUGGAGGUUCCCUCAUCAACAGCCAGUGGGUCCUGUCAGCUGCCCACUGCUACAAGUCUCGUAUCCAAGUGCAGCUCGGGAAACAUAACCUGGCGCUCACAGAAUCGUCGCAGCAGUUGAUUAGUGCAGCUAAAAUCAUCCGCCACCCUAACUACAGCUCCUCAACACUGAACAAUGACAUUAUGCUCAUCAAGCUUGCCACACCAGCCAUCCAACCAGUUCCUCUGCCCAGCAGCUGUGUGGCCGCAGGCACCACGUGCCUCAUCUCUGGCUGGGGCAACACACUCAGCAAUGGCAGUGAGUAUUCUGUGGGAAUGCACAGCAUCAUGAGGGCCUGGGAGACACUCUAA
This is a messenger RNA of Pterocles gutturalis (yellow-throated sandgrouse), 554 nucleotides long. RefSeq names its product trypsin-like. The record is from RefSeq and is a predicted model, not a curated record. Gene Ontology annotation, molecular function: serine-type endopeptidase activity. Lineage: Eukaryota; Metazoa; Chordata; Aves; Pterocliformes; Pteroclidae. Gene Ontology annotation, biological process: proteolysis.